Messenger RNA from Bactrocera dorsalis (oriental fruit fly), 1232 nucleotides. RefSeq names its product farnesol dehydrogenase. Bases 460 to 1212 code for a protein of 250 amino acids. The record is from RefSeq and is a predicted model, not a curated record. The transcript has 3 exons. Lineage: Eukaryota; Metazoa; Arthropoda; Insecta; Diptera; Tephritidae.
ACAUCAGUGAAAAAUAGAAGAGAGCAUAUAUGUAAAUAAAGGUAUUUUAAUUGAAACUCGCUGCAAAAUGAGUACUAAUUCCGAAGUUGAACUUUAUCCAGUUGGUUCUUCAAUAUUUACUAGUUGAAAUCCCUUCGUUUUCACUGUGCAAUAUUUAUAUACGAAUGAGGAAGUACAUACAUAUUUAUCUCGGUAUAUCUCUACCUUAACUUGUAUACAUAUGCCUUAAUCUGGCGACGCCCAAUUUAACUGCGGCUUUAUCACUUUAUAUGUAUGUAUGCCAAAAUAUUAACAUCGGAGCGCCUAUAAAGAACUCGCCAUUAUAAAUUAAGCUGCAGAGUUCGACGACUUUUAAUUUUCGUCAAGAAGCAGAAGCUUCUCAGCGCAUACCGCACUGCAUUUAACAAUUCGAAAGAUUACAACUGUGUCGACACUCGAGGUGUAUAAACAAAAGUGAAGAUGGAGCGCUGGCUGGGACGUGUAGCUGUGGUGACGGGCGCCAGUUCGGGCAUUGGUGCGGCCUGUGCGAUGUAUCUCGCCGAUAAUGGUAUGUUGGUGGUGGGCUUAGCGCGACGUAAAGAACGCAUUGAAGCCUUACGCGAAACGCUGAAACCAGAAGCCGGUCAACGACUACAUGCCAUACAAUGUGAUGUGCGUAAGGAGCAGGAAAUUGUGGAUGCCUUCAAGCGGAUCGAGUCGGAAUUUGGACCGGUGGCGGUGCUGGUGAACAAUGCGGGCAUAAUGCGUGGGAGCGAUUUGGUGAGUGAGGGUAACUCAAGCGAUUUACGUGAUACGAUCGAUACGAAUGUAUUGGCGGUGGCAUAUUGUACACGUGAAGCGUUUCGUGCGAUGCGCGAAAAUGGUGGCGAUGGACAUGUUUUCUUGAUUAAUAGUAUUGCGGGGCAUAGCUUUUCAAAUGUGCCGGGUUUAUCGUGGAAUCUAUAUCCACCUUCGAAAUAUGCUGUGACCGCCAUGACGGAGGUUUAUCGGCAAGAAUUCUUGAAAUACAACACGAAGGUGAAAGUAACGAGUAUAAGUCCUGGCGGCGUGCUUACAGAGAUUUUGCCAGCACAUCUGCUACCGGAGGACAAAACCGGUUUACCGUUACUUAAGCCCGAAGACGUGGCUGAUGCAUUAAUAUAUUGUCUGCAGACACCGCCGCAUGUACAGAUCCAUGAGCUGACUAUAAAACCACUGGGGGAGCCAGUAUAAAAAGUGUACUCAAAUAAAUA